CGGGGCUCCUCGCCGGCGCAGAUGGAGCCUUGGAAGCAAUGCGCCCACUGGCUCAUCCAGUGCCGGGUGCUGCCGGUCAACCACCGGGUGACCUGGGACACGGCGCAGGUGUUCGACCUGGCCCAGACCCUCCGCGAUGGAGUCUUGCUCUGCCAGCUGCUCAACAAUCUGCGCGCGCACUCCAUCAACCUCAAGGAGAUCAACCUGAGACCUCAGAUGUCCCAGUUCCUUUGUUUGAAGAACAUAAGAACAUUCCUCACAGCAUGUCAUGAGACAUUUGGUAUGAAGAAGAGUGAACUUUUUGAAGCAUUUGACUUAUUUGAUGUCCGUGAUUUUGGAAAGGUCAUAGAAACAUUAUCGAAACUUUCCCGUACUUCUACUGCAUUAGCCACUGGAAUAAGGCCGUUUCCAAAUGAAGAGAGUGUGGAUGAUGAAGACAUCUACAAAGGUCUUCCAGAUUUAAUAGAUGAAACUGGUGUGGAUGAGGAUGAAGACCUUUAUGAUUGCGUUUACGGCGAGGAUGAAGGUGGUGAAGUGUAUGAAGACCUAAUGAAAGCUGAAGCUGCACUUCAACCUAAGUGUCCCGAGAAUGACAUAAGAAGCUGCUGCCUUUCUGAAAUAAAGCAGACUGAAGAGAAAUACACAGAAACGUUGGAGUCCAUAGAAAAGUAUUUUAUGGUGCCAUUGAGAAGGUUUCUAACAUCAUCUGAGUUUGAGACUAUAUUCAUCAACAUAGCUGAUUUGGUGAAAAUCCACAGAAGUUUAACACAGGAUAUUCAUGAGUCAAUUGCAAACAAAAAUGACCAAAACCUGUAUCAAAUUUUUAUUAGCUACAAGGAAAGGUUGGUCAUCUAUGGGCAGUACUGCAGCCAGGUAGAGAUAGCCAUAUCCUGUUUAGACAGUAUCUCCAAGAUAAAAGAAGACGUUAAGUUGAAACUGGAGGAAUGUUCGAAAAGAGCCAAUAAUGGGAAGUUUACUUUGCGGGAUCUUCUUGUGGUUCCCAUGCAGCGAGUUCUGAAAUACCAUUUACUGCUUCAGGAGCUGGUGAAACACACAACUGACCCAAUGGAGAAAGCCAACUUAAAGCUUGCCCUUGAUGCAAUGAAGGACUUGGCACAGUAUGUAAAUGAAGUGAAGAGAGAUAAUGAAACUCUCCGUGAAAUUAGACAAUUUCAGUCCUCAAUAGAGAAUUUGAACCAGUCACUUUUACUGUAUGGAAGACCACAAGGUGAUGGUGAAAUAAGGAUAACGACCCUGGACAAACGGGCAAGGCAAGAUAGGCAUAUCUUCUUAUUUGAUUUGGCUGUAAUUGUAUGCAAACGGCGAGGUGAUAAUUACGAAAUGAAGGAUAUAAUUGAUCUUCAAGAAUACAAAAUAGCCAACAACCCCACAACUGAUAAAGAGAACAAAAAGUGGUCUUAUGGCUUCUACCUCAUCCACAUACAAGGACAGAAUGGGCUGGAACUCUACUGCAAAACGAAAGAUUUGAAGAAAAAAUGGCUUGAGCAGUUUGAAAUGGCACUGUGA
Messenger RNA from Gekko japonicus, 1527 nucleotides. It is a transcript of the gene VAV3, whose product is annotated as vav guanine nucleotide exchange factor 3. Gene Ontology annotation, cellular component: plasma membrane; cytoplasm. The transcript has 15 exons. Bases 22 to 1527 code for a protein of 501 amino acids. Gene Ontology annotation, molecular function: protein binding; guanyl-nucleotide exchange factor activity. The record is from RefSeq and is a predicted model, not a curated record. NCBI's taxonomy places the organism in Eukaryota, Metazoa, Chordata, Lepidosauria, Squamata, Gekkonidae. Gene Ontology annotation, biological process: regulation of GTPase activity; cell migration; intracellular signal transduction.